UUUUCCUUCCUUCGAACACAUCUAUACGCCCGGCGUUCGUUUCUCCCGAGGGGAUCUACAGCAUAUUCAAGACAUGACUAUGGGACACGGAUUCGCUGAGCCCUUCGGAGCUUUGGUGAGUGGUGACUUCAUGGACUUAUUUCGUGCGGAUGAUAAGAUGGGCCUCCUGGGAUACCUCGCCGUGUUCUCGCCGGUUUUUGAAGACUCGUCAUCAUCACUACCACAACUACCUAACUCAGAUCUCGAAAAUUCCAAGAUGGAAGAAUACCAGUGGCUACCAAGACGGAUCUGGAGACAGCUGCAAACGAUGCUCGGCUUCGAGACGACCCAACAAGAAUAAAUGCGCAUGAAAUCGUCAGCAAAACAAAACGAGACAAGGGAAAACUCUUCCCACAGGAGAAAGACCGACAUCUGUCCCAAAAAAAAAAAAACGAAGAAGCAUAAUGCAUUCAGCAAAAAGUCCCAUGGAGAACGAUCUCAAACGAUGAAACGCCGUCACAUUCGUUGGAGCUCAUUUGCGUCGUUCAAACGUCUUCUUUCAUCACAUGUAUGUUCUCAAGCUCGGGAGAAAACGCUGCCGUUGUAAAAAAAAAAAAAAGGAGUUUGUUCUUCUGCUUUGAACUUUUUUUUU
Messenger RNA from Notodromas monacha, 631 nucleotides. NCBI's taxonomy places the organism in Eukaryota, Metazoa, Arthropoda, Ostracoda, Podocopida, Cyprididae. The record is from the annotation of a GenBank genome assembly.